UUACACUCGAAGGAACCCUUGAAGAUUGGAUUAAACUUCAAGAAAAAGUUAUUCAUUUAAGAAAAUUAAAUUUGGAAUUAGACUUUUGGUUAGAUCGCCUUGAACCUGUUAUUUGGAAUUUAGUUGCUACUUAUCGUGGUGAGAUUGAUCAUGAUUUUUGGGGUAGAAUUGUCAGGAUUGAUAGAGUAUUUGGUUCUGGAGGUGGUACUUACAUCACUGGAUGGUUAAUGAAUUUCUUUCCUUAUAAUCGAGUAGGAAGCCCUUUAACAACUGAUCAUAAAAUAUCAAUUAAAACUAUUCCAGAUGGCAUUGUUGGUGUUCCAUUUCUUUUAGAUGAAUUAAAAUUAAUAUUCAUGGCUGGAUUUAUUGGUGAAUCGGUUGUUUCUCCUGUGAUUGGAUGGUCUAUUAUUGAUAAUCCAAAUGACUCUAAAUUUUAUUUAUUUUAA
Molecule: messenger RNA, 446 nt
Organism: Dentiscutata erythropus
Lineage: Eukaryota; Fungi; Glomeromycota; Glomeromycetes; Diversisporales; Gigasporaceae
Source: the annotation of a GenBank genome assembly